AUGGCUCAAGAAGCACGAUAUAUCGAUUAUAGUCCGGCCCCCAGCGGGUCAAAACACGAAGACGGAACGCCGGUGCUGAAUCGGUAUUCAACAGUGCUCACUCGCGGCCAUGACUCUCCAGCUGCACAGGCAAUGUUGUAUGCUGCUGGCGUGCCAGACAGGAAUGCAAUGAAGAAAAGCCCUCAGGUUGGAGUUGCUUCCGUCUGGUGGGAAGGAAACCCAUGCAACAUGCAUCUUUUGGACCUGGGAAAGACUGUUAAAAAGGCAGUCAGCGAGAAGGGCUUUAUUGCCUGGCAAUACAAUACAGUCGGUGUUUCUGAUGGGAUUACUAUGGGAACUGAAGGAAUGCGAUUCUCGUUGCAGACUCGAGAGUUGAUUGCCGACAGCAUCGAGACGGUGACUUGUGCUCAGUACCAUGAUGCGUGCAUCGCCAUCCCCGGCUGUGAUAAGAACAUGCCGGGUGUCAUCAUGGGCAUGGCGCGGCAUAAUCGGCCUUCCAUUAUGAUCUACGGCGGCACAAUCGCCGUGGGCAAUUCCAGUCUGCUCCGCAAACGCAUCAAUGUCUCCACCUGUUUCGAAGCAGCUGGUGCUUAUGCCUACGACACGCUUCGUCAACCGGAUGACGACGGCGGCGACACCAGCAAGACGAAAGACGAGAUCAUCGAGGAUCUGGAGAGGCACGCCUGCCCUGGAGCCGGGGCUUGCGGCGGCAUGUUCACAGCUAACACGAUGGCUACGGCGAUUGAAUCUAUGGGGUUGAGCUUGCCGGGCUCUUCGUCUACGCCGGCGGAAUCGCCGUCUAAAAUGCGAGAGUGUGUCAAGGUGGCCGACGCCAUCCAGAUCUGCAUAGAGCAGGAUAUCACGCCUCGCAAACUGCUUACCAAAAGGUCGUUUGAAAACGCCCUUGUCAUGACUAUGGCCCUGGGUGGCAGUACAAACGGCGUUCUUCACUUUCUGGCCAUGGCUCGCACUGCCGAGGUGGACUUUAGUCUCGACGACGUACAGAGAGUGAGCAAUAAAAUCCCUUUUAUUGCCGACUUGGCUCCAAGUGGCAAAUACUACAUGGCCGAUCUUUAUGAGAUUGGAGGCAUCCCCUCGGUGCAGAAGCUUCUCAUUGCCGCUGGUCUCUUGGAUGGCGACAUCCCCACGAUAACCGGCAAGACUCUGGCUCAAAACGUCGAGGCCUUCCCCUCGCUGCCCCAGGACCAGGUCAUCAUUCGUGCGCUGGACAACCCCAUCAAGGCGACGGGCCAUCUGCAGAUUCUCCGAGGCAACCUGGCUCCCGGGGGCGCUGUUGCCAAAAUCACAGGGAAGGAAGGACUCAAGUUCACUGGCAAGGCGCGGGUGUUCAACAAAGAGCAACAGCUCAACGAGGCAUUGACCAAGGGUGCGAUCCCUCGCGACGAGAACCUCGUUCUGAUUGUUCGCUACGAAGGCCCCAAGGGUGGACCGGGAAUGCCGGAGCAGCUCAAGUCGAGUGCUGCUCUGAUGGGGGCAAAGCUCACCAACGUGGCCCUCAUCACAGACGGCAGAUACUCGGGAGCCAGUCAUGGAUUCAUUGUUGGACAUAUCGUGCCCGAAGCCGCUGUAGGAGGUCCAAUCGCAGUAGUACAAGACGGAGACCUGGUCACCAUCAGCGCAGAGACCAAUGAGCUCACCAUGGAUGUCUCGGACGAGGAGAUACAGGCACGACUGAAAAACUGGCAGCCACCCACACCGCAGGUGACGCGGGGGGUGCUGGCCAAGUAUGCCAGACUAGUCGGCGAUGCAUCCCACGGAGCAAUGACAGAUUUGUUUUAA
Molecule: messenger RNA, 1800 nt
Organism: Talaromyces rugulosus
Lineage: Eukaryota; Fungi; Ascomycota; Eurotiomycetes; Eurotiales; Trichocomaceae
Exons: 3
Coding region: 1-1800 (599 amino acids)
Biological process (GO): branched-chain amino acid biosynthetic process
Cellular component (GO): mitochondrion
Molecular function (GO): dihydroxy-acid dehydratase activity
Source: RefSeq, a predicted model, not a curated record